Messenger RNA from Chroicocephalus ridibundus (black-headed gull), 2515 nucleotides. RefSeq names its product LIM homeobox 8 (gene LHX8). Gene Ontology annotation, molecular function: RNA polymerase II transcription regulatory region sequence-specific DNA binding; DNA-binding transcription factor activity, RNA polymerase II-specific. The record is from RefSeq and is a predicted model, not a curated record. Gene Ontology annotation, biological process: regulation of transcription by RNA polymerase II; forebrain neuron development; neuron differentiation. Gene Ontology annotation, cellular component: nucleus. Bases 1078 to 2121 code for a protein of 347 amino acids. The transcript is spliced from 9 exons. Lineage: Eukaryota; Metazoa; Chordata; Aves; Charadriiformes; Laridae.
GCCCACCGCCCCCCGGUGAGCGGGGAGACGGCGUCGGGGAGGCGAGGGCGCGCAGAAAUCGGAAAUUCCCGAAAGCCCGCCUGUCUUCGGGUUUUCAUCUCCUCCGAAAAAAGGGUGCUGGGAAUACUCACUGAAAUAUCGAGAGCGUGUGACCGAAACGAUGAAAUUUAGGCUGGACUUCGGAGAGAGCGGUGCUAAGAGCGCACAGGCGAGGCGCGGACCGAACCCGUGCGCUUUCCACCCCGUGCACACUGCAGUGUUUCUGACCUCUGCUCGGAAAUAACGCGUCUCCGAUAAGCUCGGCAAAACCGCUCACCGCCUGCGAGGCGCCCCCGGCCGCAGCAAUAACCCGCCUGACUCCGCGCCGGCUCUCGGGGCGCCUUGACCCCCUGCCCCCCCGCGACCCCGGGGCCGCCGGACCCAGCCCUCGGGGAGGCCCCGGAGCCCCGCAGGGGAACGGCGUGCUCGGCGGCCUGCCCCUCGCUCCGCCGCCGCGGAGACCCCCGCCCCGGGCGGGGGCUGCCGCGGAGCCCCGCCGCAGGGAGCGCAAAGCGGCGGGGUGGGGGCGGCGGGACGCCCCGGGGGGGGCCGCCGUUCCCUGUUCGGCUGUGCACCGGACGCUGCCGCAACGGAAAAUAAUACGAAACCCCGAGAAAUGUCCCGCACGUUGAUCUUCCUCCAACACCCGCUUUGUGAACUCCCGCCGCCCGGUCACAACCGCCGCGGGGAACACCGGGCGGAGUGACUUUGUUGGCGCCCACUGCGGCAUUUUUGAGAGAGAAAAGGUGUAUGCGUACAGAAAGGGAGUUAUUUCAUCGAAAUCGAACGCACAGCCCGCCGUGAAGCGCCACGAACUCCCCGAAGGAACCCGCUGCCAGCACAGGACGAGGACGGACGCGCCGCUCGCCGCCGCGGGACAGGACUCGCCGCCCCGGGCUACCGAGGGCGCUGCUGACGGCGGGCCCGCCCGCGCCCCGCGGCACAGCGCGGCGGGGACCCCCGCAGGCGCUGAGCGCAGAGAGCGGGCGCGGGGGGCCGGGGCCGCCCCGCCGGGCUGGUAUGCGGUAGGGCAGGGCCAUGUAUUGGAAGAGUGACCCGAUGUUCGUCUGUAGGCUGGAGGACAAGGACCUGCCCGCGCUGGGCGGCCCCUCGGAGAAGGCCAGCCCCGCAGCGGCCGACGAGGACUCCUGCUCAUCCUCCGCCGCCCUCUCGCCCUCCUCCUCGCCGCGGUCCAUGGCCUCGGGCUCCGGCUGCGCCCCCAGCAAGUGCGUGUGCAGCAGCUGCGGCCUGGAGAUCGUGGACAAGUACCUGCUGAAGGUAAACGACCUCUGCUGGCACGUGCGCUGUCUCUCCUGCAGUGUCUGCAGAACGUCUCUAGGAAGGCAUACCAGCUGUUACAUCAAAGAUAAAGAUAUCUUCUGCAAACUUGAUUAUUUCAGGCGAUACGGCACCCGCUGCUCGCGCUGCGGGCGGCACAUCCACUCCACCGACUGGGUCCGGCGGGCGAAAGGAAACGUCUACCACCUGGCGUGCUUUGCCUGCUUCUCCUGCAAACGGCAGCUUUCUACAGGAGAGGAGUUCGCUUUGGUUGAAGAGAAAGUCCUCUGUAGAGUACAUUACGACUGCAUGUUGGACAACCUGAAAAGAGAAGUUGAAAAUGGUAAUGGGAUUAGCGUGGAAGGAGCGUUACUAACAGAACAAGAUGUCAAUCAUCCAAAACCAGCAAAAAGAGCUCGGACCAGCUUCACGGCAGACCAGCUCCAGGUUAUGCAAGCACAGUUUGCUCAGGACAACAAUCCAGAUGCACAAACGCUUCAGAAACUGGCAGAAAGAACAGGCUUGAGCAGGCGUGUUAUACAGGUGUGGUUUCAAAAUUGCAGAGCACGCCAUAAGAAGCACGUUAGUCCUAAUCACUCGUCUACUGCUCCCGUUACAGCAGUUCAGCCCUCCAGGCUGUCUCCACCCAUGUUAGAAGAAAUGGCGUAUUCUGCCUACGUACCCCAGGACGGGACUAUGUUAACUGCUCUACACAGCUACAUGGAUGCUCAUUCACCUACAGCUCUUGGACUACAGCCUUUGCUCCCCCACUCAAUGACACAACUGCCAAUAAGUCACACCUAAAUCCUCUUGGUCAGGGAUAUAAGCUAUUAAGGAUGUAAUCUUAAGUCAUUUAUUGUGUAUUAAAAAUAUCAUUGGAAAGAUAUUAAUGUUAACUUUUUAUUUAACAUCUAAAGCAUUUCCAAGAUUGUUUUUGCUGCCCAGGUAUGUAAGUAUAUUUAGCCUGCAAGACACUUUUAUGGAUUCUGCAUAAAUAACUAUUACAUUGUUUACAAGCCUUAUUAAACACCUUUUUGUAUUGUCUGGAAGUAGUCCACUCUAGUUAUGUGUGUGUUAAUUUAUUUGUCAUCAAAAGAGCACUUUGCCUAAAAGAAAGGACUGACAAUUGUGCAAAAUGUUUACAAUUCUUUGUGAAAUUGUAGUUUAUCAUUAGUUUGUAUCUGUAAGUUAUUGCUAA